Molecule: messenger RNA, 1404 nt
Organism: Verticillium alfalfae VaMs.102
Lineage: Eukaryota; Fungi; Ascomycota; Sordariomycetes; Glomerellales; Plectosphaerellaceae
Product: histidine kinase
Exons: 2
Coding region: 1-1404 (467 amino acids)
Biological process (GO): signal transduction
Molecular function (GO): phosphorelay sensor kinase activity
Source: RefSeq, a predicted model, not a curated record
AUGCUCUGGUACUACACUCGCGACGUCCUCUACGAAAUAGAAUUCCUAUCCGGACUCCAGGAAAAGGCGCGUCUCGCGCAAGAGUCGGCUGGUUGGGAGUUCUCCGUCAUCGGAUUUCUCGAUGUCAACUACUACACCCGCUUAGCCGCGGUCGGCUUGCCUCUGGGCAUUCUCCCCCGGGGCGAGACCAUCUGCGCGCACACAAUCAAUAUGCCGCCAGGUAGCGUGUUCUUGAUGCCCAAUAUGCUAGAGGAUUGGCGGUUCAAAGAUUCACCAUAUGUAGAGUCCGGCAAGCUCCAUGCUUAUGCCGGCGCACCACUUCGCCUGCAGAGCGAAUCAGGCGUCACUGUCGCUUUAGGAUCACUUUGCGUGGCCUCAGGCGCGAGCCAGCCGCCAUUGACCAAGACGAAGCAACGCGCGAUUGCGCACCUGGCUGACUGGAUCGUAUCGGACCUAGUACAGUGCGCCAGAGUGAGGCGGCAACGGCAGCGUCGCCACAUGGCCGACCUCAUUGCCGCCGCACAGGUUGAUCUGGACCGAGUUCUGGACGAGCGGCCCAUCCUCCAUGUCUUGGAGACUAUUUAUCCAGAAGCGGUCAUCAGCCGCGAAUCAGCCAAGGCCACUCAUCUGGAGGUUCAAGGGCGCGGGCCGUUAGUCAUCGCAGAUUUCGAUGACGGUGUAUGGGAGGACACCGACUACAUCGAUGAAUUCAUCGCUCAGUCCAACUGCUUCGAGCUCCCAACUAAUAGGGUUGUGAGGAUCUUGAGUGCUAGGUUCGACGGGACAUCAGGCUCCAACUUACUCGCUGUGGCAUCGAAUGACUUCCGGUUGGUUUUCGACGACAUCGAUCUUUGGUUUAUUCAGACUUGUGCCAGUUUGAUAUCCCAGGCAUGGCACAAGCGGCUUCUCAACGAAGCUAUCAAAGCCAAGGAUGAAUUCCUCCGUGGAUUCUCACACCAACUCCGAACUCCGAUUCAUGGCAUUCUCGGAUGCGUGGAGCUGCUGUCCGAAGAAUUAUCAACGCGAAAGGCAGCGUUAGGAGCACUCUCCGUGUCCGCAUCAUCCGCCAACGCUGGAACUUCGAAUCUAUAUCUUGAAUCAAUCAAGACGUCAGGCCGAGACCUGAUAGCUAUUGUCAACAGUAUGAUUACGCUCAACGAUGGGCCGAGAUUGCGAUGGCGGAAAGGUCCUAUGCCGCAUGUUCACUUCAAGAAGUCGAGGCCGAUCUGGCAGAGGAAACCAGUAAAGCGUUUUCUGGAGACAGCAGAUACCGGCCGUCGGUUCUCUUCAGCUGCGCUCCGUCACCAGAUUGCAACGAAUUCCAGGCUGAUCGCAGCCUGCUCCGAGACAGUCUACUGCCCCUCAUUGUCAACGCUGUGCAGAACACACCAGAGGGCAUUGUGA